This is a messenger RNA of Leptonychotes weddellii (Weddell seal), 4400 nucleotides long. Lineage: Eukaryota; Metazoa; Chordata; Mammalia; Carnivora; Phocidae. The record is from RefSeq and is a predicted model, not a curated record.
GAGUCCGGCGCGGGUGCCCCGCAGGUGCCGGGACUGAGUGCGGCCCGAAACGCAGAGGCGGCCCUAUCCAUCCUGCUCCAGUUGUGGCGCCCAGAACUCCGCAGAGGACGCGACGGGGCGCCAUGCCCGGCCUGUACUGCCCGUCCAGCUGGACGCCGCUGCCCCUCACCGACUCCUGGGUCCGGGCCUGCGCCAACGGCCCCUGCCUCAGCCUGCGGGCGCGGCUCACCUACCACAACCCGCAGCCGCAGCCGGUGGAAGGCGUGUUCGUGUACCCGCUGGCGGAGGCCGAAGUGGUCUCGGGCUUCGAGGCGGAGGCGGCCGGACGGCGCGUCUCGUUCCAGCUGCAGAGCCGGCGACGCUCACAGGCCGCUUGCUGCCGCGCGCUGGGCCCCGGCUGGGGGGCCUCCACGCCCCGCCGCUGCGCGCAGGGUCAUCUUGUCUUGGAUCUGGCCCAGGCCCGGUCCACACUGGUGCUGCCCACCGGCCUCAUCAAUGCGGCCGGCACCAUGACGGUGACCCUGUGCAGCAGUCGGGAGCUGCCCUCCAGGCCCGAUGGGGUGCUGCGCGUGGCUCUGCCCUCUGUGCUCACCCCACUGGCCUCAUCAGGCCCACCGGGGCCCCCCAGGCCUCCGGGGCUCUGUGACGACAGGUUGGGCCUAUGCCCCACCAGCUGCUUCGGGGUGGGCAGCCCUCAGGAGGAAGGGCUGGCCGGGGAGGAGCCAGCUGCCCCUCAGGAUGUGUUCUCAGGCCCUGCCCGCUGCCCUGCCCCAUACACCUUCUCCUUCGAGAUGCUGGUCACUGGGCCAUGCCUCCUGGCAGGCCUGGACAGCCCCUCUCAUGCUCUGCGGGCAGAUGCCCCACCUCAUGCCAGCUCUGCAGCCACCCUCUGUGUCACACUAGCAGAGGGCCACCGCUGUGACCGGGCGUUGGAGAUCCUGCUGUACCCCAGUGAGCCUCACCAGCCACACCUGAUGCUAGAGGCUGGCAGCCUGAGCUCCGCAGAAUAUGAGGCCCAGGUGAGGGCCCGCCGGGACUUCCAGAGGCUGCAGCGAAGGGACAGUGAUGGGGACCGGCAGGUGUGGUUCCUGCAACGCCGCUUCCACAAGGACAUCCUGCUGAAUCCCGUGCUGGUGCUGAGCUUCUGCCCAGACCUGAGCUCCGGGCCGGGACACCUGGGACACCUGGGCACAGCCACCCGGGAGCUCCUCUUCCUGCUGGACGGCAGCAGUGUAGCGCACAAGGAUGCCAUUGUUUUGGCUGUGAAGUCCCUGCCCCCACAGACGCUCAUCAACCUGGCCGUGUUUGGCGCGGCGGUGCAGCCCCUCUUCCCAGAGAGCCAGCCGUGCAGCGAUGACACCGUGCAGCUGAUCUGUGAGAAUGUUGAGACCCUGCAGGCUGCAGGCGGCCCCCCAGAUGUGCUGGCUGCGCUGACCUGGGCCGUGGCGCAGCCCCAGCACAGGGCCCACCCCAGGCAGCUCUUCCUGCUGACUGCUGCCUCGCCCCUGGCCGCUGCUACCCAGCAAACCCUGGAGCUCAUGAGGUGGCACAGGGGGGCAGCCAGGUGCUUCUCCUUUGGGCUGGGGCCUGCCUGCCACCAGCUGCUUCAGGGUCUGUCUGCCCUCAGCAGGGGCCGGGCCUACUUCCCAAGGCCUGGGGAGAGGCUGCAGCCCAUGCUGGUGCAGGCUCUGCGGAAGGCACUGGAGCCCGCUCUGAGCGACAUCUCUGUGGACUGGUUUGUGCCGGAUGCAGUGGAGGCACUGCUCACGCCCCGGGAGAUCCCAGCACUCUACCCUGGGGACCAGCUGCUCGGUUACUGCUCACUCUUCAGGGUGGACGGCUUCCGGCCCCGCGCCCCAGGGGGCCCAGAACCUGGCUGGCAGAGCUUGGGAGGCUCCGUGUUCCCAUCCCCAGAGGAAGCACCAUCUGCCACCAGUCCUGGCACUGAGCCCACUGGCACCUCGGAGCUGCUGGGAACAGGCACUGUGUCAGCGGAGCUGUCCAACCUGUGGGCUGCUGGGGACUCAGAGCAGACAGGUGCCGAUGCUCUGACAGACCCAGUCACAGACCCCGGACCCAACACCUCCUCUGAUACAGCCAUAUGGCACCGCAUCUUCCAGUCAUCAUACAUCCGGGAGCAGUAUGUGCUCACCCACUGCUCCGCCAGCCCAGAGCCGGGUCCAGGUUCCACAGGCAGCAGCGAGUCCCCUGGCUCCUGGGGCCCUGGCUCCGCCGAGGGCAUGGCUCCCCUGCAUCUCCCUUCUCAGCAGGGCUGCCGCAGCCUGGCCUGGGGAGAACCUGCGGGCUCCCGCUCCUGCCCCCUGCCUCCACCCCCACUGGCUCCAGUCAAGUCUGGGGCCUUGAGUGCUGAGGUGCUGGGUCGUCGACACAGAGCAGCUCUGGCUGGCCGGAGCCUCUCAUCCCCACCAGGCCAGGUGAACCCAAUCCCUGGCCGUCCCCGGCACCCCUCUCUGGGAACAGCACCUGGUGGGCCAGGCCCCGAAUCAGGGCAGCAGCUGGGACAGGGCCUGGAUGACUCAGGAAACCUGCUCUCCCCGGCCCCUAUGGACUGGGACAUGUUGAUGGAACCCCCCUUCUUAUUCACGGCUAUGCCCCCCAAUGGGGAGUCGGCCCCUCCAGCAGAGGCACUGUCUCCUCAGGCUCCACGCUGCCAUGUAGUGAUCCGGGCCCUGUGUGGGGAGCAGCCUAUGUGCUGGGAGGUGGGUGUUGGCCUAGAGACACUAUGGGGACCCGGUGAUGCUGGCUCACCGCCUCUGUCACCCCCUGAAAGAGAAGGUGCUUGGGACCAAGCACUCCAUCGGCUGACAGCAGCCUCCGUGGUCCGGGACAAUGAGCAGCUGGCUCUCCGUGGAGGGGCUGAGGCCACGGCUGACCGAGGCCACGCCCGGAGGUCCUGGCUCCGAGCCCUUCAGACAAGCAAGGUCAGCUGGGCCCCUUCCUGCUUCACCUGCCCGGUAGCUGUGGACGCUACCACCAGGGAGGUCCUACCCUCAGCUCUGCAGGUGCGGAGCUCAGAGCUAGCUGAGCCCCCAAGCACUUCUCCUGCCCCUCAGGGCCAUCUAGAUGCAACUCCUCCGCCCACAGCUGUGCACUCUACAGGACUUCAGGGAGGCUCUCUGGUAGGCGGCUGGAACCCGAACCAAAAUGGCAAGCCCAAGUCGGCCACCAGAAGUCCUCAGCUCCUCCCCCCCCAGCCUCCCUCUAGGCUCAGCCUGGGCGGUGGGAGGGCCAGAGGCUCUGACGGCCCCCGACUCUGCAGCCCCCACCGGGGCCAGGCUAGCGGCAGCAACAGUGAAGGCGGCGGCCACGACUACUUGCCCUUGGUGCGGCUGCAGGAGGCACCCGGCUGCUUCCGCCUGGACGCGCCCUUCUGUGCGGCCGUGCGCAUCCCGCAGGAACGCCUGUGCCGCGCUUCGCCCUUCGCCGUGCACCGCGCCAGCCUCAGCCCCACCGCGGCCGCCUCUCCCUGGGCACUCCUGGGACCUGGGCUGGGCCAGGGGGACAGUGCCACGGCCUCCUGCAGCCCGUCCCCCAGCUCAGGCUCCGAGGGUCCAGGCCAGGUGGACAGCGGGAGGGGCUCAGACACCGAGGCCUCGGAGGGUGCGGAAGGGCUGGGCGGGGCCGACCUGCGGGGCCGGACCUGGGCCACGGCCGUGGCACUCGCGUGGCUGGAGCACCGCUGCGCUGCCGCCUUUGGCGAGUGGGAACUAGCAGCGGCUAAAGCGGACUUUUGGCUGCGGGCCCAGCGCCUGCCCGAUGGCCUUGACCUGGCUGCCCUCAAAGCGGCCGCCCGCGGUCUCUUCCUGCUGCUCCGCCACUGGGACCAGAACCUGCAGCUACACCUGCUGUGCUACAGCCCUGGGAACGUGUGAGGGCCCGCCCGCUGCCCUGGCUGGCGCCGCCCCCCACAGACUCCAGUCACUGCCACCCAGGGCGGGCUUCUCGGUACUGGGAGGGGCAGGCUGCUGUCUGGCCUGACCCCCACUGCUUCUCAUUCCCUUCCCAGAACCCCCCUGCCCUCACAGAAAGUGCCUGCCUGUGCGCUCUCUCUCCCACUCCCCCCACCCAUGCCUUUUCCCUUCUGAGCUCCUGCAGUGCAGUGGAAGAGGAGAGAGCCACAGCCCCCAAAUCCUAUGCAAUAAAGUGCCUCCUAGGACUGCCCAAACGAGUUCUUUAUCUGCAGUGUGCAUGCCCCUCACAGCUUGGCGCAGGCGCUUCCAUGCGAGCUGCACAGAAGUGGGCGUGGUAUGGUUUAUUAGGAAGGGCACAGAGUCUAUUCCCAUCCAGGGUCCUACGAGUGGGCUGGAGGGGAAGGGAGCUGGAUCUCAGUGGGCUUUCUUGCUGUGCUGGAUGCUCUUGGGGAAAGGCUGGGGGCCCAG